CUGUAUUCCGCAAACUGCUCCUGUGUGUGUGUGUGCGUGAGCGCGUAUGUGUGUGCGCGCACGCUGGUGCUUGAGUGCGUGAGCGCGAGAAAGAGGAGGUUGUUUCUGUGGACCUGUACGGUGUUUUUUCUGCUUAAUUUCUCACGGAAAUGUUACUCCACCUUGUCUCCGUUGCAGAGCCAUAAGUGAAUGGAUGGAGCAUGUUUUCGAGAAACCCUUAGGACCCGUCGGAGAUGGCCUGGUGUUAUGGCAAUCUGGAAGAAGGACGUUCAUAUUGAGGAAGAACGUCAUGUUCGAGCCAACGAUCGGGACUACAACGAGAGAUUCAGUUAUGCUGACAAUCGCAUCAAGACUGCAAAAUACAACGUCUUCACUUUCCUGCCCAUUAACUUAUUCGAGCAGUUUCAACGUUUUGCGAAUGCCUACUUCCUCGUGCUGCUGAUACUGCAGUUAAUUCCAGAAAUCUCCUCUCUUUCGUGGUUCACCACUAUUGUGCCUUUGGUGUUGGUGCUGGCCAUCACAGCGGUCAAGGAUGCUACUGAUGAUUAUUUCCGCCAUAAAAGUGACCAGCAAGUCAACACCCGGCAGUCUCAGGUACUCAUCAAAGGAAAACUGCAGAAUGAGAAAUGGAUGAACGUAAGAGUGGGUGAUGUUAUCAAACUCGAGAACAAUCAGUUUGUUGCUGCUGACCUUCUCCUCCUCUCUAGCAGUGAGCCCUAUGGACUGUGCUAUAUCGAGACUGCAGAGCUUGAUGGAGAAACCAACCUGAAGGUGCGCCAAGCCUUGACUGUAACCUCAGACCUCGGGGACGAUGUUGCCAAGCUUGCAGACUUUAAUGGGGAAGUCAUCUGCGAGCCUCCCAACAACAAACUGGACAAGUUCAUUGGGACUCUCUACUGGAAGGAUAACAAGUACCCGCUGGACAAUGAGAAGAUGCUCCUGAGAGGAUGUGUGCUCCGUAACACUGAAUGGUGUUUUGGCUUGGUUAUCUUUGCCGGACUCCAAACCAAGCUGAUGCAAAACUGUGGGAGGACAAAGUUCAAAAGGACCAGCAUCGAUAAACUGAUGAACACUUUAGUGCUGUGGAUCUUUGGCUUUCUGAUCUGUAUGGGGAUCAUCCUGGCCAUCGGGAACACUAUUUGGGAGCAGAGUGUCGGCAGUGACUUCUGGGCGUAUCUUCAGUGGAAAGAACUGACAGUCAAUGCCGUCUUCUCUGGCUUUCUGACCUUCUGGUCCUACAUUAUCAUCCUUAACACGGUUGUGCCCAUCUCACUGUAUGUGAGUGUAGAAGUUUUGCGGCUGGGCCAUAGUUACUUUAUAAACUGGGACAGACGAAUGUACUACAGCCGCAAGGACACUCCUGCUGAGGCGCGGACCACCACUCUCAAUGAGGAGCUGGGCCAGGUGGAGUUCAUCUUCUCUGACAAAACCGGCACCCUCACCCAGAACAUCAUGGUGUUCAAUAAGUGCUCCAUCAAUGGGAAGACCUACGGUGAUGUUUUUGAUGAGUUUGGGCAUAAAGUGGACAUUACAGAGAAAACACCAUGUGUGGAUUUCUCCUUCAAUCCACUGAUGGACAGGAAGUUCCGUUUCCAUGACAGCAGCUUGGUGGAGGCCAUCAAGCUGGAAGAGCCCCUGGUGCAGGAAUUCUUCCGUCUGUUAGCACUCUGCCACACCGUCAUGCCAGAAGAGAGAAACGAGGGUGAGCUGGUGUAUCAGGCACAGUCUCCAGAUGAAGGAGCCCUGGUUACUGCGGCUCGCAACUUUGGCUUCGUAUUUCGAUCCAGAACUCCGGAGACCAUCACUUUAUAUGAGAUGGGACAGGCGGUCACCUAUCAGCUGCUGGCCAUCUUAGACUUCAACAAUGUUCGGAAGAGAAUGAGCGUCAUUGUGAGGAACCCAAAGGGGCAGUUAAAGCUUUACUCAAAAGGAGCCGACACAAUACUCUUCGACAGGCUGGACCCGUCUAAUGAAGAGCUCAUGUUUACUACCUCAGAGCACCUUAAUGAGUUCGCCGGGGAGGGUCUGAGAACAUUAGCGCUGGCGUACAAAGACCUUGAUGAAGACGUGUUUGACGAGUGGACGAAGAAGCUGCUGUUCGCCAGCACUGCACUGGACAACAGAGAAGAGAAACUGGGCGCUCUGUAUGAAGAAAUCGAGCAGGGCAUGAUGCUGCUUGGAGCUACAGCCAUAGAGGACAAACUUCAGGAAGGAGUUCCAGAAACUAUCGCCUGCCUGACCUUGGCCAACAUCAAGAUCUGGGUGCUCACCGGGGACAAACUAGAGACGGCGAUGAACAUCGGAUACUCCUGUAACAUGCUCAGAGACGACAUGAACGAGGUCUUUAUCAUCUCAGGUCACACUAUGCUUGAGGUUCAACAGGAGCUCAGGACAGCUAAAGAGAGAAUCAUGGGACCCAGCAAAGACAAAUUCAGCAGUGGCUUGGACAUGGAAAAGACAGAACUGUACUCAGUUGACUCGGUCUUUGAGGAGACCAUCAUUGCAGAGUACGCUUUAAUCAUCAAUGGACACAGUUUGGCUCAUGCCCUGGAGGCGGAGCUGGAGCAGAUCCUGGUGGACGUGGCGUGUCUGUGUAAGUCGGUGAUCUGCUGUCGGGUCACUCCUCUGCAGAAAGCCCUGGUGGUGGAGCUCAUCAAGAGGCACAAGAGAGCCGUCACGCUGGCCAUUGGAGAUGGAGCCAAUGACGUCAGUAUGAUCAAGACGGCUCACAUUGGUGUGGGCAUCAGCGGACAGGAGGGCAUGCAGGCAGUCUUGGCCUCUGACUAUUCCUUCGCCCAGUUCCGCUACCUGCAGCGCCUCCUGCUGGUCCACGGCCGCUGGUCAUAUCACCGCAUGUGCAACUUCCUCUGCUACUUCUUUUACAAGAACUUCGCCUUCACACUGGUGCAUUUCUGGUACGGGUUCCUCUGUGGAUUCUCCGCCCAGACUGUAUAUGACCAGUGGUUCAUCACACUCUUCAACAUCGUCUACACCUCACUUCCUGUUCUGGCCAUGGGUCUGUUUGACCAGGAUGUGAACGAGCAGUACAGUUUACGCUACCCAAACCUGUACAGACCGGGUCAACUGAACCAGCUCUUCAACAAGAGGAAGUUUUUCACCUGUACACUGCAGGGGGUCUACACCUCCUUCAUCCUCUUCUUCAUCCCGUAUGGAGCCUUCAUGCCAGCCGUGCGGGACGACGGCGCUCAAAUUUCCGACCAGCAGGCUUUCGCGGUCACCAUCGCCACCUCUCUGGUCAUCGUGGUCAGUGUUCAGAUUGGGCUUGAUACAAACUACUGGACGGCGGUGAACCACUUCUUCAUAUGGGGCAGUCUAGCAGUUUACUUUGCAAUACUUUUUGCAAUGAACAGCAACGGGAUUUUUACCAUAUUCCCCAAUCAGUUUCCAUUCAUAGGCUCCGCACGUAAUUCUCUGAAUCAGAAGAUCGUGUGGCUGGUCAUCCUCCUCAACACAGUCGUGUGUAUAAUGCCCAUGCUGGCGGUCCGCUUCAUCAAGACUGACCUCUAUCCCACACACACUGACAAGGUGCGUUUACUCCAGCAGGCCACUAGGCGGCAGCGUCCUCAAGAGCAGAACCUCAGGAGAGUCCGCAGGACCAGCUCUAGACGCUCGGCCUACGCUUUCUCCCACCAGCAGGGAUACGGAGAACUCAUCACCUCCGGCAAGAACAUGAAGGUUCCCACAUCCUCCACUUCCACAUACCCGCUGUCCUCACCCUCCCGAGCCCCUGGAGAGAAGGGCACCACCUCAGCCAACAGCAGGCCGAGCGAGCACAAACAAGAGGUGACGGUAGAAGACUUGGAGGCCAGAUAAAAGCCCUUUACUUAGCAUCUGAAGAUUUAGCGUCUGUGUUUUUUGAUAAUUGUGUACAGACUACAGGAGGGCUACACAUGCACAGGAGACUCCAAAGAGCCAGCACAAUGAAGCACAGAUCAUUCCUUUCACCUCAUUUUUCGGUUCCGUCUCAAACGGCGUCUGUUUAAAUUGAACCCGAGAUUCAUUUUUGUAUUCUCACCUCUUCUGGCACACGAUUCAAAAAGUGUGAUGUUUUCUCAAAAAGGCACAGUUUUUGUAUUCUGGGUUUUAAGAACUUCUUUUUAACGCUUUAGGAAAUGUUUUAGACACUCAUGUUUAAAGGAACACUACACCUUUUUUGAUAAAAGGCUUAUUUUACAUCUCCAGUUAAAGAGUUGAGUUCAUUCAGUCGAUCUUCAGAGCACUUUUAGCUAAGCUUAGCACAAAUCAUUGAAUCGGAUUAGACCGUUAGCAUCUCAAAAAUAAAAUUACAAAAAAGUGCUCUGAUAAUUUUCCUAUUUAAAGCUCGACUCUUUUGCAGUGACAUCGUGAACUAAGACUGAUGGAAAGUGAAAAGAUGAUAUUUUUUAAGCUGAUAUGGAACUAUACUCUCAUUCUGGUGUAAUAAUAAUGAAGAAACUUUCCUGCCGUACACUAUGACUGCAGCAGGCGCAAUGAUGCGCAGAUAUUAACUAGUGGUGUAAGCAAGCAUAUGCAUAUAUGCUGCGCUCAAUAUUCAGAUCCUAUGUAAUAUUAUUGCUCCGGCUUCAGCCAUGAUACAGCAGCAAAUCUCCUUGAUUAUUACACCUGAAUGAGUGUAUAGUUCCUAGCCAUAUCAAUCUAGAAAAUAGCUACUUUUCAUUUUCCGUCAGUCUUAGUACACGACAGAAGUGUAUCUACAGAAGAGUCCAGCUUUUAAAUAGGAAAAUUAUCUUUUUUUUUUUUUUUUUUUUUGUGUGAGAUGCUA
Molecule: messenger RNA, 4783 nt
Organism: Danio rerio (zebrafish)
Lineage: Eukaryota; Metazoa; Chordata; Actinopteri; Cypriniformes; Danionidae
Source: RefSeq, a predicted model, not a curated record